Rhizophagus irregularis DAOM 181602=DAOM 197198 is the source of this 814-nucleotide messenger RNA. RefSeq lists its product as uncharacterized. The record is from RefSeq and is a predicted model, not a curated record. Lineage: Eukaryota; Fungi; Glomeromycota; Glomeromycetes; Glomerales; Glomeraceae.
GAAACAAUCUACAAUGGAAAUUUAUAAAUUAACAGCUACGCAUAAUGUUUUUAAUAAUAAUUCUGGUCAUAAUAUACAAAUAAAGGAAGACUUUAUGAAACGACAAGUUAUUAAUUCUUCGCCUAAAAAAAUGCCAGAUUAUCAAAAGAUGUCAGUUUACGAAUUGAAGAUUGCAGUGGCUAAAUAUGGAAUUAAACCCUUAAGCAAAGCUGCUAUGGUUCAUCAAUUAGUUGUUAUUUGGAAUUAUCUACAUCAGAAUAAUUACUUUGAAGAUGAAUCGUCAUUAGAAAAUGAAUCAGAGAAUGUUGUAAGAGAUACUGAAAAUAAAAAUAUUUUAUCGACUAAUUCUAAAGCUUCAUCAGAUAAUAUUGAUCAUGUUAAAGAACCUUCAGGAUUAUCAGAUAAUAUUAAACGAAAAAUCAAGGAUCAUAUAAUAUCAAAAUAUUAUGAAAAAAUCAUAAGAUAUGAGCAAUUGGAAUUUGAUGACAUAUAUAAGGAAAUUGUUGAUCUAGGAAUUCUUUGCACUGAAAAGCAAUUACAAUAUUACUUGGACUUACUUAAUAUACAAAAUAAGUCACUGAAAAGAACUGAUGAAUGGAAAAAAGAUCAUAAGAAGUAUCGUAAGACAUGAUACCCUAAUGACAUAAACCUUAUGUAAAAAUCUUGGAGUAUAAUUAGAUAAUCAUUUUAAAAAAAGCAUUAUUAAUAAAACAUACUUGAUUUAAAAAAGAAAAUGGACAAUAUAUAUAUAUGUAUAUAACCGUUUUUAUGUAAUAAAAAACUUUUUUAAGGGUUAAUGUUUUCUUGAGGAGAA